Molecule: messenger RNA, 1557 nt
Organism: Monoraphidium neglectum
Lineage: Eukaryota; Viridiplantae; Chlorophyta; Chlorophyceae; Sphaeropleales; Selenastraceae
Exons: 3
Coding region: 1-1557 (518 amino acids)
Source: RefSeq, a predicted model, not a curated record
AUGUCAGAGGUGAAAGAAGAGCUCGAGGCUCCAGAAGGUACCCCGGCUGCCCUUGCGGGGCCGGAAGAGGAGGAUGUAGCGGGUGAUGAAGGAUUGUUGCUGGACCUUAAGCUAGGGCAGCGGAGAGCCGGCGCUUCGGAGGAUGAAGACGAUCUCUCAGAUCAUGAGGGCAGCCAGCAGCAGGACGACGGAGACAGGAAGGACGACGAGGAGGAGGGUGAAGUAAUCGAGGCUGCAGCCUUGCAUGCAGGGCCGCCUGCCGAGUGGGCCGCAGAGACGCCCGAAAGCGGCGGCGCGUCUGAAGCUGGCAGCGACCAGUUCGAGCAGGGCGCCGACGGUGCGGACGAGCCGGAGCCUGAGCCGCGCCCAGCAGAGCCGCGGCGGCCACUGCAACCAUUUGAGGUGCCGGCUGGCGGCCGCUUCUGGCUGCACGACGACCGGAACGAGCAGCCUGCGAAGGAGCGCGGCCCCAGCGCUGCGCCGGCCGCGCCCGUGACCAAGUGGAAGCAUGAUCUAUACGACGAGAUCAUCAGGCGCGAAGAGCUGGGGAUUCGCGAGCGUGCGCCGCAGCAGCACCAUCAGCAGUGGGAGCAGCUGGCGCAGCAGCAGCGGCAGGAACAGCAGCAGCAGCCGGGGCAGCAGCAUCAGGGGCCGCAGCAGCGGCAGCAGCAGCAGCAGCAGCCGCCGUGGCAGCAGCGCACCUCAAACGAGCCACCAGCCCCGCAGUAUCACCAUCAGCAGCAGCGCCAGCAGCAGCAACAGCAGCAGCAGCAGCCUUACCCGCCACAGGACUGGCCGCCCCAUAAUGCGAAUGAGGAGUGGUCCGAGCCCCAGCGGUGGCCUCCACAACAAGAGUGGGAGCAGCCCGCUGCUGCAGCUGUUGAGUAUGACCCCAACACUUACAACCACUAUCACCACCAGCAGCAGCACCAGCACCAGCCGCCGCCGCCGUGGCAGCAGCACCAGCAGUACGCCCCGCAGCCGCCACCUCAGCAGCAGUACAACGAGCACGACUGGCAGCAGGGCGCGCCGGCGCACCCGGGCAGCAGCAGGCCGCCUUGGCAACAGCCGUACCCGCCGCCCGCACCGCAGCAGCAAUGGGAGCAGCAGGCGCCGCCCCCGCGGCAGCGGCAGUGGCUGCCCCCGCAGCAGCAGCCGCCGCAGCAGCCGCCCUACCAGCAGGCGUGGCAGCGGCCGCAGCAGCAGCCUGGCACGCCGUCCGCUCUCAAGGCGGACGCCCCCGCUUUCACGCCCAGCCGCGGCGCAGCGGACGCCCCGCCGCACGCAUACGCCGAGGUGCGGGCGGAGCACCCGCAGCAGCAGCCUGGGCCGCCCCAGCGUGCGGCCCCGCCGGCGCCGGCAGACCGGCCGCCCUACGCACCGCCGCGCCCCUCGCAGCCGCCUCCCCCCGCCAACGCGCAUUACGGGUCGGAGCACGCGGCGCCCUCUGGCGGCCCGCCCGCACCCAACGGCGCCGGGCCAGAGCCGGGAGCGCCUGCGCCAGCGCCAGCGCCAGCGGGGCGCCGCUACUCGGCAGUGGCGCAGCGGAUGCGGUGA